Molecule: messenger RNA, 631 nt
Organism: Physella acuta
Lineage: Eukaryota; Metazoa; Mollusca; Gastropoda; Physidae
Product: alpha-(1,3)-fucosyltransferase C-like
Cellular component (GO): membrane
Molecular function (GO): fucosyltransferase activity
Source: RefSeq, a predicted model, not a curated record
UGGCGAAACAAAAAACCAAGACAGUUCUGUGGCUGGUCAGUCAUUGUAAAACCCAAUCUAAACGAGAAGAUUACGUUAUAGAAAUGAAGAAAUACGUUGAUGUUGAUGUCUUCGGACGAUGCAGCAACGCUAGCAUAUGCCGACAGCCCAACGCAAGCGCCCACUGUCUAACGCUCCAGUUCAACACAUACAAAUUCUAUCUGUCUUUUGAAAACUCCAUAUGCAAAGACUACAUCACGGAAAAAUUAUUCCGAGUUUUUUUACCGAACAUCAACGUGAUCCCGGUAACUCGAGGUGGGGCUGAUUAUGCUAGGAACAUUCCCGAAGGUACUUAUGUUGAUGCCAAUAAAUUCAACACAGCUAAGGACUUGGCGUUGUAUUUGAAGAGUAUGAGCACCGAUGUUGAACGCUACAGCGAGAUGCUGAGAGCGAAAGAUCAAUAUCGACUGGUGAACAGGCCAAAUGUUUACUGCACCGUCUGCAACAAAUUGAGGAACGCACGUCUCAAGCCGAAAGUCUACGAUAUCAAAGAUUGGUUGGAGAGGCAAUGCCGAAAUCCAAAUUCAUUUACUUGAGUUUUAUACAGUAGAGAAAUUCAGAAACUUUCGUAUUUGUAAUACAUCAUUAUUUA